Bipolaris zeicola 26-R-13 is the source of this 459-nucleotide messenger RNA. RefSeq lists its product as uncharacterized. The coding region runs from base 1 to 459 and encodes 152 amino acids. The record is from RefSeq and is a predicted model, not a curated record. Lineage: Eukaryota; Fungi; Ascomycota; Dothideomycetes; Pleosporales; Pleosporaceae. The transcript is spliced from 3 exons.
AUGUCCACAGCCAUCCCCACCUCCACCUCCGUCCACGAGUCUGCUGUCAUCGAGGCGCCCUUCAGCGAUGUCUGGCACCUGAUCAAGCUCCAGGACUUCAGCAAGUUCUGGACCAAGCUCGAGAAGAGCGAGUUCGUCAAGGGCACAUCCGACGAGACCGACAUCGUCAAGUGGACAUUCAAGGACGGCACUGAGCUCGAGGUGAAGCAGGAGGAGCACUCAUCCAUCGACCACUUCAUUACGUACUCCGUCAUUACUUCCAAGCCAGAGCUCUCAUACUCUUCGGUCGUCUCUACCAUUCGCGCAUACCCCGUCACAUCUGGCAAGCACCAGGGACAGACUUUCGUCACAUGGUCUGGCAACUUCAGCAGUGACGCUGAUGCCAGUGUGAUUCAAGACGCCAAGUUCAAGCGCCGCGAGGCUCUCGCCGACCUUGCUCAGGCCGCUUCGAAGAAAUAG